Molecule: messenger RNA, 1061 nt
Organism: Emiliania huxleyi CCMP1516
Lineage: Eukaryota; Haptophyta; Isochrysidales; Noelaerhabdaceae
Exons: 1
Coding region: 132-539 (135 amino acids)
Source: RefSeq, a predicted model, not a curated record
UUUUGAUUUCGCCUUUUCCUUUUCAGCAACCCAAACACACUACGACGGGCCGCCCAACACACUACGACGGGAAACCGUUGCAUCCAGCAGCAGCGAGCGAGUGGCACACGCACACAGACCCCACGCACACUAUGCGCGCCAAGCGCACCACCACCGACACACAGAAACGGAUACCCCGCCGCACGGCUGAGUCGACGGGCAGUAGGCAGUGCGCCUCGACACCAGGCUGCGAGUGGCGCCGGCUCACAUUCGCCACGGCCACCGCGCGCCCGCUCCACACACAACUUGCUGUCCGCUGGACCCGGCGCGCUGGCACACCGCAUGCGACACCGGCACACUGGCACACCGGCAUCGUUCCUGCCGCACGCGCUGAUCCGGCGAGCGCGCGAGCGCGGCACGGCGCGUCUGGACAACGGGCGCAAGCCGUAGCGCGCCGGCUCUGCCGGAUGCACACCAAUCACUUUGCAGCUGCAGCGCCGCGCCUCGAGAGGUGUUCAGUCCCGAACUGCGCGCCGAAUACGGUGACGACGCGGGUCUGAUGACCACCGGCCAGCACCCGUCCGGGCCGUGACUGCCUCCUCCCAUCAGCAGCGCCGCGCGCCGCUCGUGCCGCGCGAGAAGGUGUUCAGUCAACGGCGGGCGCCUCGCCAGCACUGCCUGGCGCACCCGUCAAAAUGUGCGCACACCUCGCCAUCUCCGCCGCCUCCGAGGCCACCGGCGCCAUGAGUGGUGUCUGCGCCGUCGCCGUGGGGGCCUUGGCCGGCUUGAUUGGCCUCAAAGUCAGCUUUGCCGCCCCGCCGCGAGCGCCGAAAAAGCGUCAACCGCGCAACGGCGUGACGGAGAGAGAGCGACCGCGCUGCUUCUGCGAGCCGCUAGGAGCCGAGCCGAUGUCUAUCCGAAGCCGUCUGCCGCGCGCGUCGGUCGCGAAGGGCCCGCCGGGGAUCAGUUUCCACUCCUCUGAGGCUGCCGAUCACCUAAACUGCACCCCGUGUGUCGACGGGGCACUGGUGUGGAACCGGGCUCAAAAAAGCGCAUUUGACCGUGCGGGUUUCUUUAGCUAG